GGAAGAACUACUAUGAAGUAAAGAUAACUUUUAAAAUGGAAUUAUUGCCUAUUGUACAUUGUGUAUAUAAACGUAUAAACAUAAAGUAUGGCGACGUGUCAAAAUGGCCGAUCUCAACAAAGAACUAAACGAAUAUCUUCUUAGCAGUAAAAAUGAAAAACAAUUCAAAAUUACCGUACCUUCGGUGACGAUACCGAAAGCGAAUAUUGGAAAAUGGUUCGGUAGAAGCGAAGAUGAUAAACAAGAAGCGGGAUGGAUCCAAGGAACACAAAAGGAAUGUUGUCCUAGCAUGACAAGAGUACAAAGGCUAGUAGCAUGUGUUAUUUGCUUUUCUAUGGGUAUACUUUGUUUCUGUUUGUCGGCGAUUUAUAUCCCAGUUUUGCUCCUUAAAGCAAGAAAAUUUGCACUUCUGUAUACAUUAGGAAGUGUUUUCUUCCUCUCAAGCUUUUGCUUCCUUUUUGGUCCAUUAAGUUAUCUAAAAUCAUUAUUCAGCGCUGAAAAAAGGUGUUUCAGUAUGUCCUACUUUGUAACAUUAGUAGGAACACUUUAUUGCGCUCUGCAUUUACAAUCUACUCCACUAACAGUAGUCUGUGCUGUUUUGCAAUUAAUAGCUAUGUUAUCAUUCUUGAUAAGUCAUAUACCAGGAGGAACUAAAGGCCUAAUGUUUUUUACGAGAAUGUUCAAGUCUUCGGUAAAUUCUACAUUGCCUGUAUGAUACUACAAUUACUUAGGCAUUAAAUAUAUAUAUAU
Molecule: messenger RNA, 750 nt
Organism: Bombus pascuorum
Lineage: Eukaryota; Metazoa; Arthropoda; Insecta; Hymenoptera; Apidae
Exons: 3
Coding region: 104-715 (203 amino acids)
Biological process (GO): vesicle-mediated transport
Cellular component (GO): membrane
Source: RefSeq, a predicted model, not a curated record